AUGGUUGUCUUGGGUUCCAAAUGGAUCAGUAAGGGGCAGCUGGGCCGCAUUUUUUUCUCUUUUCCCUCUUUCUUUCACGAGCAACAUCAGCACCACCAUAAACAACAGCAGCAGCAGCAGCAUGAGAUGAAAAAAAAUCUUUGGAGAGAUAACGAAAUAUUUCGGGUUGAGAAUAAAGCACUCCGCAAAGAGAAUAAGCUCCUUUGGAUAGAAAACAGGGAUCUUCAAGGAGAAAAUAAAACCUUCCGAAUAGAAAACCAGAUACUUCGGGAAGCCAACCAAUUCCUUAGACAACAAAAUCAGAUCUUCUGGGAGGAGAAGAAGAUUAUUUGGGGGAACAAGAAAGCCCUCAGAGAAAAAAGUAAUGCCUUGAAUAAGGAAAAAAAAGCUUUGGGGGGACAGAAUAGAGCCCUUCAAGCACAGAUCAGGGCUCUCCAGGAGCAGGAGAAAGCUUUCCAAAAUGAGGAAAAAGCUCUUCAAGAAGAGAUCAUAUCCCUCCAUGAGGAGAUCAAGGCCCUCCAGCACCAGGAAAGCGCCCUGAAUAUGGAGGAGCAGGCCCUGUGGAAUGAGGGCAAGGCCCUGCGUAUGGAAGAGCAAGCUUUGUGGAAGGCAGAGUAUGCUCUUCGGGAGGAGAAUAAGGCUCUCAGGGAGGAGAGCAAUGCCCUGCAGGAGGAGGAGAGUGCCCUUCGAGAGGAGGCCAAGUUGCUUCAAGAGUGGAAUAAGAUGCUGGAGGGAAAUGGAGAGGAAGAGCCAGCUAGCUGUGAAAAUGGAGACUAG
This is a messenger RNA of Vombatus ursinus (common wombat), 777 nucleotides long. Its product is annotated as coiled-coil domain-containing protein 70-like. Lineage: Eukaryota; Metazoa; Chordata; Mammalia; Diprotodontia; Vombatidae. The record is from RefSeq and is a predicted model, not a curated record. The transcript has a single exon. The coding region runs from base 1 to 777 and encodes 258 amino acids.